AUGAUUUUCACUAGGUUUGGAACUUCCAGAGCUAUCAUUAGCGAUGGUGGCAAUCACUUUUGCAACAGAUCUUUCGAGGCAUUGAUGAAGAAGUACAACAUCACACAUAAAGUGGCAACUCCAUAUCAUCCUCAAACCUCUGGACAAGUGGAAAUCAACAAUAGAGAAAUAAAGAACAUCUUGAUGAAAACUGUCAGCCCUACAAUGAAGGAUUGGUCACUAAGGUUGAAUGAUGCACUUUUGGUGUAUCGAACAAUGUACAAGACCCUAAUUGGAAUGAGCCCUUAUCGACUGCUGUUUGGAAAGGCGUGUCAUUUGCCAAUGGAGCUCGAGCACUGUGCAUAUUUUGCCAUAAAAAAGUUCAAUUUUGAUAUCAAAGAAGUUGGUACAGUGAGGAAGCUCCAACUUAAUGAGUUGGAAGAGCUCAUAAAUGAAUCAUAUGAGAAUGCUAGGAUCUAA
Messenger RNA from Prunus armeniaca (apricot), 459 nucleotides. The record is from the annotation of a GenBank genome assembly. Lineage: Eukaryota; Viridiplantae; Streptophyta; Magnoliopsida; Rosales; Rosaceae.